Molecule: messenger RNA, 1299 nt
Organism: Akanthomyces muscarius
Lineage: Eukaryota; Fungi; Ascomycota; Sordariomycetes; Hypocreales; Cordycipitaceae
Exons: 6
Coding region: 1-1299 (432 amino acids)
Biological process (GO): proteolysis
Molecular function (GO): metalloexopeptidase activity
Source: RefSeq, a predicted model, not a curated record
AUGAAGUUUUUGAGAGCUGCGGCCUUGAGCACAUUUUGCUUCGCAGGGUUGUUGCAGGCCACUGAUCCAAUUACGCCAGAGAGGGCUGUCAACGAUAUCAAAGUCCGAGAGCUAGAAAACGUGCUUUGGAACUUGCAAAAGAUUGGUCGCGACAAUGGCGGCAAUCGAGCCCACGGUCUUCCCGGGUUCAAGGCGUCGCGAGACUUUGUUCUAGAGCGCGUUGUCAAGCGUUUCGGUGCACGUUUAGACACACGUCUACGCUCUGCAUGGGAUGGCAUUGAUGCCACCGGCAAGAUUGUUCUCCUGAAGCGCGGCACUUGUGCCAUCGCGGAUAAACUCAAGCUGGCGAAACAGCAUGGCGCCCUAGCCGCUGUGCUCUAUCACAAUCUCCCCGGUACCCCGACAAGCGCCACCCUGAGUGCCAGCAAUGUUGGUCUUUUGGUCCCAGUCGGACUUGUUGCUCGCGACGUUGGCGAGGGCUGGAGCACGAGGCUCGCCGCGGGUGAAGACCUUGAAGUGACACUUACAAUUGACGCAAUCUUCGAGCAGCGCCCAGGCUGGAACAUCAUUUCAGAAACCAAGCUGGGAGAUCCAAACAGCGUGGUAAUGCUCGGAGCGCACCUGGACAGCGUCCAGGCUGGUCCCGGCGUCAAUGACGAUGGCAGUGGCACCGCUGCCCUGCUUGAGAUUGCGACGUCUUUCCAAAAGUACACCGGCUUCAAAAACAAGAUUCGCUUUGCUUGGUGGGGUGCUGAAGAGCUUGGCUUGAUUGGUUCUUUGUACUACACCGCGCACCUGUCCGACGCGGAGAAAGACAAAAUCAAAUUUUACUUCAACUACGACAUGAUAGCUAGCCCGAAGCCGAAAUUUCUUGUCUACGCCGACAACGACGCCCACGAAUAUGGUGCAAUCCCUCUCUACGAGUACCUCAAAGCUUCUGGGGCCAAACCUGAAUAUGCGAAAUUUGGUUCCUCGUCGGACUAUGUGGGCUUUCUCAAUGCUGGAAUACCCAGCAGCGGCAUCUUCACUGGCGCCGGCGCACCCUAUGACGAGUGCUACCACCAGCUGUGUGACAACCUCAACAACAUCAACUGGGAUGCGUACGAAAAGAAUGCCAAGGCUGCUGCUCACGUGGCCGCUAGUUUUGCUCUCAAUAUUGACGGCGUGCCUGCACGAAACACCACGAGCUCGAAUCCCCGGUCUAACCGUGGCGUCCAGAGCAGUUUCCGAGAUUGGGCAACUGGAAUCGAGGUUGCCGAGACGCACGCGAGCUGUGGUGGCGAGCUCACUUCUGUCUAG